CAUCAGCCUGAGCCGGUAAACCAAAACGUGCGUCGCGUUGCGUUUUUCGCAUGAGCGAAAGUAAUACAUUCAUAGAAAACAAAUAAAUCGAUUUAGGGGUUAAAUCGAGAGCAAAUACACCACUUGAGACGAUAUGGAUGAUGAAGAGGAAACAUACAGGCUCUGGAAGAUCCGCAAAACCAUCAUGCAGCUUUGCCAUGAUAGAGGCUAUUUGGUGACACAGGAUGAGUUGGAUCAGACACUGGAUGAGUUUAAGAGUCAGUUUGGGGACAAGCCCAGCGAGGGGCGUCCCAGACGGACAGACCUCACCGUCCUGGUAGCCCACAACGACGACCCCACGGACCAGAUGUUUGUUUUCUUUCCCGAGGAGCCAAAGGUGGGGAUCAAGACGAUUAAGAUGUACUGUCAGAGGAUGCAGGAGGAAAACAUCACACGAGCAAUCAUUGUGGUUCAGAUGGGCAUGACACCUUCAGCUAAACAGUCUCUCGUUGACAUGGCACCCAAGUAUAUACUGGAGCAGUUUCUACAACAGGAGCUGCUUAUUAACAUUACAGAGCACGAGCUUGUACCAGAGCACAUCGUCAUGACAAAAGAGGAAGUGACCGAACUUCUAGCAAGAUAUAAAUUAAAGGAAAGUCAGCUGCCAAGGAUCCAGGCUGGGGACCCUGUGGCUCGAUACUUUGGCUUGAAAAGAGGACAGGUAGUAAAGAUCAUCAGACCCAGUGAAACGGCUGGAAGAUACAUCACAUACAGACUGGUCCAGUGACGGCUACUUAUUUACAACUUUCUAUUAAAGUUACUCUUCCUGAUCAACAUUUAGGACCAGUGAAGGAAACUCAGUGUUCCAGUUGCUUUAGCGCUCUGCCUUUGACUUGUUUAGAUUUGAAUAUUUCUUUUAAUUGCUGAUUUUGUAAAAUAAAUAAUUCAAAAUGUUCAA
Amphiprion ocellaris (clown anemonefish) is the source of this 937-nucleotide messenger RNA. RefSeq names its product RNA polymerase II, I and III subunit E, b (gene polr2eb). Gene Ontology annotation, cellular component: RNA polymerase I complex; RNA polymerase III complex; RNA polymerase II, core complex. Gene Ontology annotation, biological process: DNA-templated transcription. NCBI's taxonomy places the organism in Eukaryota, Metazoa, Chordata, Actinopteri, Pomacentridae. Bases 134 to 766 code for a protein of 210 amino acids. Gene Ontology annotation, molecular function: DNA-directed RNA polymerase activity; DNA binding. The record is from RefSeq and is a predicted model, not a curated record. The transcript has 8 exons.